AUGGCAGGGGGAAUCUUCUCCAAUUUGGAUAACCUUUGUAAUGUGGAUUGUACAAAUGUCCAUCCCCUGGUUUGUCACCUGUGCCAUGAGCAGUACCAGCACCCAUGUCUCUUGGACUGCUACCACAUUUUCUGUGCCCGCUGCCUACGUGGCCGGACCAAUGAGAGCCGUCUCAGUUGCCCCCUCUGUGGUUACCCAUCCAUAGUAAAAGGGACGAACGCCCUCCCACCAGAGGACCGUUUGCUGAAGUUUCUGGUGGAUAGCAAUGCUGACACAGAGGAGACGGUCCAAUGUGCCAACUGUGACCAAGAAAGUACUAAAAAGGAUAUGGGUAUGAUGUAUUACUGUAACACCUGUGGCCAGCCACUGUGUGCAGCCUGCAGGGAGUUAACACACAUGGCCAGAAUGUUUGCCCACCAUGACAUUGUAUCUCUGGCCAAACGCACCAAAGCCAGACAUAGGAAGUGCUCUCUCCAUGAGGAGCCCUACAUCCUAUUCUCCACAGAGAAGAAGUCCAUGCUUUGCAUCAAGUGCUUCAGAGACAUGCAAGUGGAGAGCAGAACACACUGUAUUGAUAUUGAGACAGCUUACAUACAAGGAUGUGAGAUGUUGGACCAGGCAGUCUUGGCAGUGAAGGAGCUGCAGACUUCCACUCGGGAGGCCAUCGUUCUGUUGAGGUCUAUGAUAGGAGAAGUGUGUCUAAACAUGGAGGAAGAGGAGAGUGCAAUCUGCACCCUUUUCAACAGCUUGCAGGAGAAGCUGGCUGAGAGGAAGAAGAUUCUGCUGAAAGUAGCUCAGAGUCAACACGAGGAGAAGGAGAAAGCUCUAAAGGAACAGCUCUCACACCUUGCUGCUCUCCUACCAACCCUUCAGGUUCACCUCGUCACCUGCUCUGCCUUCCUCAGCUCGGCCAACAAGUUUGAGUUUUUGGACAUGGGCUACCAGCUUAUGGAGAGGCUGAAGAGGAUUGUAAAACUCCCUCAUCGACUGAGGCCGGUACAGAGCAGCAAAAUCAACACUGAUUUCCGGAGCGAGUUUGCACGGUGCCUUGAACCCCUGCUGCUUCUGGGACAGCGCUGCCCACCCUCUGCCGGUGGGUCCACGAGUGUCACAACCCGCACAGAGGCUGGAUGUCCCAAUAAUUUGUUUUUCCCUAACUUCAGGCUUCCAUCCCCUCUCUCCAUGUCGUGCCGUUCCCCAUCCUUUACUGAUAUGCCUUUGGGCUCUACUCUGGGGCGAAGGCCGACCGCCCACCGCUACAUCUGUACCAAGGUCCUCCUGGCUGAAGGAGGGGAAACACCUUUCACAGAGCACUGCCGCAACUAUGAGAAUACUUACAGGACUCUCCAGACUGAUAUUCAGAGUCUAAAGGAUCAGGUACAGGAGCUGCACCGAGACCUGACCAAGCAUCACUCCAUCAUCAACACAAACACCAUGGAAGAAAUCCUCGACAGAUCUGUGCACAUCGAUAGCCAGAUAGCUGCCCAGUACUCUGCUGUUGAAACCACGAGGGUGAUAUUUGAGGAGAUCUGGGAUGAGACGUUCCAGAGGGUCACGAAUGAGCAGGAGAUCUACGAAGCCCAGCUCCAUGAUCUAUUGCAGCUGAAGCAGGAGAACUCCUACCUGACCACUAUCACCAGACAGAUCAGUCCUUAUAUUCACUCAAUCGCCAAGGUCAAAGAGAGACUGGAGCCCAGGCUUCAAGAGCCUAAGGGCCACCAUGAUGACCGCACAGAGACAAUGCUGCAAAUAUAUGAAGACAGCACUAUGACCAAAGACAAUCAAGACAGCCCUGUGAUGGUCUGGCGGCCUGUCCAGUGUGUCUCCCCGCCUGCAGCCCAAUGACUGCUGGGAUAGGCUCCAGCAUCCCGCAACCUGACUUCGGAUAAGCAGUUUGGCU
This is a messenger RNA of Lampris incognitus (smalleye Pacific opah), 1900 nucleotides long. RefSeq names its product ring finger protein 207a (gene rnf207a). Lineage: Eukaryota; Metazoa; Chordata; Actinopteri; Lampriformes; Lampridae. Gene Ontology annotation, molecular function: Hsp70 protein binding; zinc ion binding; transmembrane transporter binding. Gene Ontology annotation, biological process: regulation of heart looping; regulation of cardiac muscle contraction. The coding region runs from base 1 to 1845 and encodes 614 amino acids. The transcript is spliced from 17 exons. The record is from RefSeq and is a predicted model, not a curated record. Gene Ontology annotation, cellular component: perinuclear region of cytoplasm.